AAACCACUUUAAAUAGGUGCUGGAAAAACCUGUGGGCGGAUGUAGCGGUAAUGCAUACUGAGAAUGAGACAUUAUCUGAAUAUGCCGAUAUUUUCCAAGUCUCCCACAUGAUCGGAGGAGAAGGAUUCCACGAUAUAACUAUUGAAGACAUCAAUGAACUAUUCGAAAAUGUUGUUAUUUCCGAUGAUGAGAUUUUGCAACAUUUUGCAGAAAACGAUUGUAAUGACAACAAAGAGAAUGAGGAGGACAGGGAAGCACAUUCGAGCGCUGCUGGUCUUAGUGCAUCUUUGAUCCAAAAUGGGUUAAACAUUGCGAUGGAAUUAGAAAAUCAUUUCCUCAACUUGGCACUAAACACGGAACGGUCCGCAAGAUUCCAUCGCCAAUUAAAUGAAGCAGUAGAAUGCUACCGUGAGCUGUAUGAAGAAGUAAAAGCAAAGAAGACGCAGCGAUUAAUGACCGAUUUUUUUUAA
Bactrocera latifrons is the source of this 470-nucleotide messenger RNA. RefSeq lists its product as uncharacterized. The transcript has a single exon. Lineage: Eukaryota; Metazoa; Arthropoda; Insecta; Diptera; Tephritidae. Bases 51 to 470 code for a protein of 139 amino acids. The record is from RefSeq and is a predicted model, not a curated record.